ACCAGAAUUCCUAAAAAGUUCACCGCCAUCAGUCACUAGUCACUGAGUCAUCGACAGGCUAGUCUAGUCACUACCACGAUCCACGAUACACUGCCGCCACUCAAACGAUGAGAUGACGACGAGAAUGGGCACUCUCAACCCUACGCUGCUCAGAAGCAUUUCGUUCCUCUGCGUGCGGGUCCAGCACCGGCGUCUGGGCCUUGGGCUGGUGGGCCCGAGUGGUAGGGCGUGGUGCAGCGGCGCGAGCGAGUCGACUCGGGCGGCGGGGCCGGAGGGGGUAUUAUCCUCUGCGGACAAGUCCACGCUGAGAGUGCUGAGCGUCAAGGAGGCGCCAAAGUACCCGAGGUGGGACGACCCUGACUACUGUAAAUGGAAGGAUAAGGAAGGGGAGAUUCUGAACGACAUCGAGCCCCUCGUUUUGCUCGCCAAGGAGAUUCUCCAUUCUGACAGGUAUAUGGAUGGUGAGAGCCUUUCAGCUGAAGAUGAAAAGGUUGUGGUGGAAAGGCUUCUUGCUCAUCAUCCGCAUUCUGAGGAUAAAAUUGGCUGUGGAAUUGAUUCUAUCAUGGUUGAUCGACAUCCCCAAUUUAGACACUCAAGGUGCCUGUUUGUCAUAAGAACUGAUGGUAUAUGGAUUGACUUCUCCUACCAGAAGUGUCUUCGAGCAUAUAUCCGAGAUAAGUACCCAUCCCAUGCAGAAAGAUUCAUUCGAGAACAUUUUAAACGUGGUAGUGGCUAAAUGUGUAUCACUCGUAAUGCUUGUAUUGAAGUUUAAUUUGGCUUUGGUAAUUAGAGAUCAGCAUGAUAUGAAAUUCGAAUUUUUCUAGCAAGGGGGUACUAUGAUCCACAUAUAGCCUAGAUCCACAAAAUGUCAAUGUAGUGGAUAAUCCUUGACUGACACUCAAAUGCAUCUUUAAGAAUGAGGACGAAGAAAAUGAUUGAAGUGAACUUUGUUGACUUGCA
Molecule: messenger RNA, 960 nt
Organism: Prunus mume (Japanese apricot)
Lineage: Eukaryota; Viridiplantae; Streptophyta; Magnoliopsida; Rosales; Rosaceae
Product: DCL-like protein
Biological process (GO): chloroplast rRNA processing; chloroplast organization
Cellular component (GO): chloroplast
Source: RefSeq, a predicted model, not a curated record